This is a messenger RNA of Cercospora beticola, 4783 nucleotides long. It is a transcript of the gene CHS3, whose product is annotated as chitin synthase CHS3. Gene Ontology annotation, molecular function: chitin synthase activity. Gene Ontology annotation, cellular component: cell periphery; cell septum. NCBI's taxonomy places the organism in Eukaryota, Fungi, Ascomycota, Dothideomycetes, Mycosphaerellales, Mycosphaerellaceae. The record is from RefSeq and is a predicted model, not a curated record.
CCAGUGUCUCGCUGUUGUCGUCGUUGGCGCGGUCUUGUUGCUGUCUGUUUCAUCGUCACUCGCUGCGGUUGCUAUUGUGUGCGUCGCGACACUCGUUUUGGAGCAAACACCCCUCGCCUCACAGUACCUUCCGCCGUCGCUUGCUGAGACCCCCUCGGUGCAGGCAGGCACGCAGGAACAUCCGGGCGCAGGAACAGGAAUAGCCACCCAUUCUGCCCGGCCGCGCGGUCCUGGACACUCGAUCCGCCCACCACCCCACACACUCCUCCGCCACUUCGUACCCUCCGCUCUCACGCACGGGACACCGUACAGCCUGGUGUCGGAACAACGUAUUAUUGUAAUCGCCCGAGAGACGACAAGCCAGGAAAACACUCUUAGCGGGGUCCAUAUCCGAGAAACAGCCAGGGCUCUGGAAUGCGUGGUCUCGGCCAGCGCUAGACCAGAAUAAUGUCUUCGAACAACAGGCCAGACCCGACGCGUCGGCGAGACUCGUCCGGUCGCCCUGCGAACAACACUCGCCGCUCCUCCGGCUCACGGCAACGUAGAACAUCUGCAGGCCCCGAAGAGCGUGAACAUCCAGCCUUCCGCACCUCGAAUUCGCAUCGGCAGCGUCGCGAGAGCAGCGGUCACCGUGAGAGGGCUGUGGAGGACCUGAACAGCCACCAUCGGCGGCGGAGGCAAAGUUCCUCACACCGGCAGCCACCAGCCCAGUCGCGAGGCAUUAGCAACGAGAAAAUACGAAAGGGCGAUGGCUAUGGUCCUGAAGUGCGAGUGAAUAACAUUCCACCUUCGCCAUACUCUCCGAAUCCUCAGGAUCGUGAUCCCAUGAUGGAGGCCGGUGGCCAGAGCAGGCGCGAUGAGCUCAAUCGCAAAAAGAGUCUGGUUAGACCAGAAAGGCGACGCAUGGACCCCAACGAUCCGGAUUAUUACUAUCGCAAGCGGGUGCAACAGUCGGAUAUGAACGUCAUGCCCUCAACGACGGGUCGGGAUCCACAGCUCGAAGCAGAUAUGCAAACGCUGAGCUCGGAUCCUUCGCUCAAGACGGGAGAAGAGAAUGUGCCUCUGAAUGAAAAGGAGGGCCUUCAGCGUGGCAAGUCUGGGAGAAGUGCAAGCAAGCGUACUCCUGCAAAACUGCACCGAAAUUUGUCCAAGAAAGAGCGAGAGCGCGAGGAGAAAGAGGAGCGCAAGCAGAAGAUCAAGAGUGAGAGCGGAACUCCUACGUUGUGGGGUACAUAUUGCCACAUGGUGACUUUCUGGGCUCCAAAUGUGUUCCUCCGAUGUUUCGGCAAACGGGCGAAAGAUGCGCAACGCGCGUGGCGCGAGAAGAUCGGGUUGAUCUCCAUCAUUCUGCUCAUCAUGCUGUUCGUGGGUUACUUGACAUUCGGUUUCACGGCUACGGUGUGUCCAGAAGGUGGUCCUCUGCGAUUACGCAUCAACAAAGUGGGCCCGGGCUACAUGAUCUUCCACGGGCAAGCGUAUGACUUGACCAGAAGUCAACAUCCUCUGGCACGAGGCGUCCCUCCCAACUCCAAUGUCCUCUUCGAUCCGGACCCGCCUGGAGCAGGCAUGGACGGCAGUUUUCUGUUCCAGAACGUGAAUGGAGCCUGCAAAGGUCUCAUCACAGCUGCACCAGGCUCAGAUGUCCCCACUGAUGCUUCAGGUAACCUUGCUUGGUACUUCCCUUGCAACAUGUUCAAACAGGAUGGUUCGUCAGCACCCAAUGCGACUAUUCCGUACUACCUGGGCUACUCUUGUCACACUGGUCGCACUGGUCGAGACGCGUUUUACAGCCUUCGGUCGUCCGGAGAUGUGUAUUUUAAUUGGGACGACGUACGAAAUUCCUCUCGCAAUCUUAUGGUAUACUCGGGGGAUGUUCUCGACCUCAAUCUGCUCGAAUGGUUCAACACGACCCAAGUCAGCUACCCGGCCAAAUUUGAUGAGAUUCGCCAGAACGAAGCUCUCCGCGGCAAGGAUGUCACUCUGGCAUUCGCAUCUGGAGAAAACAAGCAGGCAGCUCAGUGCUUUCAGGAAAUCAUCAAGGUGGGCUCGAUUGACACCGAGACUGUCGGCUGUAUCGCAUCAAAGGUCGUGCUCUACGUGUCUUUGAUCUUCAUCCUGGGUAUUGUCCUGGCCAAGUUUUUCAUGGCUUUGUUGUUUGAAUGGUUCCUGAGCAAGAAGUAUGCUGCUGCCAAAACCAGCAUGAGCAAGGACAAGAAGGAACGGCAGGAUCAGAUCGAAGAAUGGUCGGAUGAUAUCUAUCGUGCGCCUCCGAAGAUCACGGAUCCGGCUUCGACGACAGGAACCGACCGAUCGAGCAAGCGCAGCAGCUUUUUGCCAACAACGUCACGUUUCACCAGCCCGUAUGCUAUCGACCGAGGCAACAGGAAGAGUAGCUUGCAGCCAACAACCAUGGUGACCUCAUCCUCGAACAACAGGCUCACCAUUGGCAACGCUGCGGCUGUCUAUGGUCAGCUUAACCGAUCGGAAGGUACCCUUCCACUAUAUGGCGCAGAUGGACGACACUCAGAGAGCCGCGCCAGCUUGAUGGAAUCCAGCAACUAUGGGUCUUCUGCUCAAAGGUACAGCAGCGUGAUGCACGGCGAGGUAGACACUCGCGGCCCACAAGGCUUCAUCCACGAAUCUGUCGUGCCGCAACCUCCUCCAGAUUGGCAGCCAUACGGCUUUCCCCUCGCGCACACCAUCUGUUUGGUUACUGCAUACUCUGAAGGACCUGAAGGUAUUCGCACAACAUUGGACAGUCUUGCCAUGACCGACUACCCGAACAGCCACAAAUUGAUCUACGUCGUGUGCGAUGGCCUCAUCCAAGGUAAAGGCGAAUCCAUGUCGACCCCCGAUGCUUGUGUGAGCAUGAUGAAGGACUUUUCAGUGCAACCCGACCAAGUUCAGGCCUACUCGUACGUCGCUGUCGCCUCUGGAAGUAAGCGUCACAACAUGGCUAAGGUGUACUGUGGCUUCUACGACUAUGGCGCCGACACCAAAAUUCCGGUCGAGCGUCAACAGCGCGUGCCCAUGAUCGUUGUUGUCAAGUGCGGCACUGAAGAGGAAGCUAAAUCAUCGAAGCCCGGCAAUCGAGGCAAGCGCGACUCCCAAAUCGUGCUUAUGUCGUUCUUGCAAAAGAUCAUGUUCGAUGAACGUAUGACCGAGCUGGAGUACGAAAUGUUCAAUGGUAUCUGGAAACUCACUGGUAUCUCACCCGAUUUUUACGAGAUCGUGAUGAUGGUCGAUGCCGAUACCAAAGUCUUCCCGGAUUCGCUCACUCACAUGGUUUCUGCUAUGGUCAAGGAUCCCGAAAUCAUGGGACUUUGCGGCGAAACUAAGAUUGCCAACAAGCGAGCAACCUGGGUUUCCAUGAUUCAAGUCUUCGAAUACUUCAUCUCUCACCAUCUUUCCAAGGCUUUCGAGUCUGUCUUUGGUGGUGUGACAUGUUUACCAGGCUGUUUCUGCAUGUACCGCAUCAAAGCACCAAAGGGCGGAAAGAACUACUGGGUCCCUAUUCUGGCUAAUCCCGACAUCGUCGAGCAUUAUUCGGAGAAUGUCGUGGACACCUUGCACAAGAAGAACUUGCUGCUCCUCGGAGAAGAUCGAUAUCUGUCCACGCUCAUGUUGAAGACUUUCCCCAAGAGAAAGCAGAUGUUCAUUCCCCAAGCCGUUUGCAAGACCACUGUACCAGAGACUUUCAAGGUUCUCCUCUCGCAACGUCGCAGAUGGAUCAACUCGACUAUCCACAAUCUCAUGGAGUUGGUCUUGGUCCGGGAUUUGUGCGGCACCUUCUGCUUUUCAAUGCAGUUCGUCGUCUUCAUUGAGUUGAUGGGUACCUUGGUCUUGCCAGCUGCUAUUAGUUUCACCAUCUACGUCGUUGCUCUCGCUGUCAAAGCUGCCAUCACCGGAACCGAGGCGCCAGUCAUCCCCCUGGUGCUCCUCGCGCUCAUUCUUGGUCUUCCUGGUAUCCUCAUCGUCAUCACAGCUCACCGAGUCUCGUACGUGCUCUGGAUGGGAGUCUACCUGUUAUCUCUUCCAAUUUGGAACUUGGUCCUUCCCACCUAUGCCUUCUGGCACUUUGACGACUUCAGUUGGGGUGACACACGUCAAGCGGUAGGAGAAAAGAAGGGCGCCGGCAAAGGAGGCCAUACCGAGGAAGGAGAAUUCGACUCGAGCAAGAUCGUCAUGAAGCACUGGAAUGUCUUCGAACAAGAACGACGCCUCAGAGGCCCACAGUGGAUGGACAGCACCCAGACACUGUACGGAAAUGGCACCCAAGGCAGCCCGAGCAUGGGCAGCCAUCACCAAGCUUAUCCCGGACACGAACGCAAAGUCAGUUCGCUCAUGAUCUGAUGACUGCUGUUUUACGAGACUACGAAAACGCAGAAGGACCAAAAAGAGAUUAGUCAGGCAGCAAAACGGAAAGCGGCAUACAGGACGGCGCACAGAACCGAUAAAUUUAUCAAAUUUCUCCACUUCGCGGAAAGACGAAGUAGAUAGAGGAACGAGGGGAUGGAAAACAAACGAAACGAUUUAUUGUUGAUGUUCUUUCGACACUGUCUUUAUGGAGACGGACAUGUAUAUAUGGGAUUCAGGCCUGUUUUUCGACUUGACAGAUUGGGCUACGGAUCGCUUGGUGGCGGUGAAAGGCUAGCCUUAGAUGGAAUCGGAAGCAUCCUGGGAUAGGUUCGACACAAUGGGCGCGAGUGAAACCCGGACUCGCAACGGAAAGAUUAGUUUAUUACUCUGCAUUCAAUGCUAAUAUGUGAUAUUGUUACGCGAU